Musa acuminata AAA Group (dessert banana) is the source of this 933-nucleotide messenger RNA. RefSeq lists its product as uncharacterized. Bases 1 to 933 code for a protein of 310 amino acids. Lineage: Eukaryota; Viridiplantae; Streptophyta; Magnoliopsida; Zingiberales; Musaceae. The transcript has a single exon. The record is from RefSeq and is a predicted model, not a curated record.
AUGGAGAUAUUUCUCCAAAUAAGGGGAAAAGGGCUGCUCAAGGCUCCCGUCCCGAUGAAAAGCCCGCGAGAGUUAGCUGACCGGUCCAAGUAUUAUCGCUUCCACCGACAAAGGGGACACGAUACUGAAGAAUGCCGCGAGCUGAAGCGACAGAUCGAGAAGCUAGUCCGCGGAGGACACCUCAGUCGGUACGUCCAACAGGUUAGGGAAUCAUCGUCCCAUCCCGAGGGUCCCGUUGAGAGCCACAUCGACAUCAUCACGGGCGGCCCAGCGUCCGGUGGGAUCAGCAUGUCCGGAAUGAAGGCAUACGCCCACUCAGCUAGGGAUGACACUCCCCGACGCGGCCCCGACCCUCAGGUCGCGUUUUCCCCCGAGGUCGUUGAGCGAUCGGAGCACGAUGAUGCGCUCGUAAUAAUGGCUCGUAUCGCCAACGCCCAGGUGAGGAGAAUCAUGAUUGAUACGGGAAGCUCGGCUGACGUGCUGUAUUCUCACGCUUUCCAGAAGCUGGGGCUAGCCAAGGUGGCCUUGGAACCUAUCUGCUCAGCGCUCACUGGGUUCACUGGCGACUCGAUCUCACCCUUGGGAGCCGUCACUUUACCCCUAACUCUAGGAGCACCACCCAGAACAAAGAUGGUGAUGUCUACCUUCCUAGUGGUGGAUCUCCCUACGGCAUACAACGCCAUCCUUGGUCGCCCCACCCUCAACAAAAUCAGGGCCGUAGUCUCCACCUACCACCAGACGGUGAAGUUCCCGACCCAUACGGGAAUUGGGGAAGUUUGGGGAAGCCCUCGAGAGUCCAGACAAUGCUACCUGAUGGCGGUUUCACUACACAAAAGGGCGAAGACCGAUCGACCCCUGGAGGACCCAAGAAAAAAAGGCGGCCGGACCCACAUCCCGAGCCGGCAGCCCCCACCUGUAACGUCCCACUGCUAA